Messenger RNA from Oldenlandia corymbosa var. corymbosa, 743 nucleotides. The record is from the annotation of a GenBank genome assembly. Lineage: Eukaryota; Viridiplantae; Streptophyta; Magnoliopsida; Gentianales; Rubiaceae.
AAACCCAAUUAUUUAGGCUUUCCGACCACUGCCGUCACUUAAGACAACCAAACAACUCGGUCGCUCCGCCAGAGAACUCUAGGUGCCGGACUUAUUCAACCGAAAUAUUGACCCUCGCCAAUAACAGUCGAUAAUCCACUUAUUUACACUGAGCGAGGGCUGCCGGGCUUAUUCACACUCAGCGAGCCUGGAGAGUAGUAGGCUGACCGUUAAUUUGGCCAAGCCUGGAGAGCGGAAAACGGAGAUCCGAUCAAGUUUCCAACCAUAUUUACAAGUAACAGCAAUAUAACAUGUCUCAAGAGCUCGAAACGAAACCAACAUUAGUGGAGUCUGCUGCAGGGGUGCCGAAAACGACGUCCACUGCCGAUCCCAGGGACGCCGUGUGGUUGCAACGCCGGAAGUUAUCCCGGCGUCGCAACAAGAAGGGCUUCAAUGACCUCGAUAUUGAGGAAAUCGAAGGGGCUCUUGAACUAGGGUUUGAGCUGGAUUCACCUGAUGUGGAUCCCAAGCUGUUCAAAGUCUUCCCAGCAUUGGAAUUUUACCGAAGUGUGACUACUAAUUCUUGUAACAAAUUCUUUAAUGUUGAUGAUCCAGAGGAAAUGAAAGUAAGGUUGAGGCAGUGGGCGAAAGUGGUGGAAUGCAGCGUCCGCCAUCCACCAAGUACUCCACCCAAGCCAGUGAUGAUCGAUGAAGUUGAUUAAAAAUGAGAAGAGGGGAUUCUGUUGCUGUUUUUGAAGGAUUGG